AAGAAGGAAACAAGCUUUUGCUUUUGAUUCUAGUUAACUACGAAGUCUUCACAUCAUCCAGUAAACAGGGCUAAAACACUGGUGGGAGAGCCCUGUUAUAUUGCAGAGAUGAAUUGGAUGUACCUUCAGGUUCUGCUUGGUGGAGUAAGCAAAUACUCCACCGUGUUUGGUCGCGUCUGGUUAUCAGUGGUCUUCGUUUUCAGAAUCCUGGUGUUUGUUGUGGCCAUUCAGCAGGCGUGGGGUGAUGAAACCAAAGAGUUUGUCUGCAACACGGCCCAGCCGGGGUGUAGCAAUGUCUGCUUCGACCAAUUUUUUCCCAUUUCCCAUGUCCGGUUGUGGUCUCUUCAGCUCAUAUUUGUCACCUGUCCAUCUCUAUUGGUCGUGGCACAUGUCAAGUAUCGAGAAAUGAAGGAUCAGAAAUUUGCUACAAGCCAUGGAGGCGAACACUUUUACAGCAACCCCGGGAGGAAGCGUGGAGGACUUUGGUAUACCUACAUAAUCAGUCUGGUGUUCAAAGCAGGCCUUGAUGCUGGUUUCCUCUAUAUUUUGUACGCCCUUUAUGGUUUUGAUAUGCCAAGGUUGUUCAAAUGCAGUCAGGAACCAUGUCCGAAUACAGUCGAUUGCUACAUAUCUCGUCCUACAGAGAAAAAGAUCUUCACAGUGUUUAUGGUGGUUUCGUCUUCUGUGUGCAUCUUUAUGUGUAUCUGUGAGAUGAUCUACCUGAUUUCCAAGAAAGUUCACAAGUUCUUGAUCAGACACCAUGAAAUGAACACUGCCAAAUAUUCCUCAUGCAGAAGGGUAGAUCCAACAGCCUUGUCCACACAGAACCUGAACAACAUUGAAAGGGCAAAGUCUACAUCAGAGGAGAAAACAUCCGAGCAGGCCUAAAUGUGGCCUGAACAUUGAUUGUGUGGUGAAAACAAAGCAUGAAAAACAGACACUUUGGACCAUGGACCAAAAUUUGGCUACCUCUGUUUAUCUCUUCCUUAACAACCGCGUCGUUACUUUAUGAAACAGUUACUUCGUGAAGUACUUUUUUUAUUAAUAUGCAAAAAAAAAAAAACACGGGUUUUCUCACUGGCAAGGAAUAUUGCCUUUAUAAUAUUUUUAAGACUCAUAUAGAGAAUGUUGGUUUUGAGAUGUUUAACAUCCUGGUUGGGUGAAAUUAACCCAACAUAGGUUCAUUUAUAAACCAUAAGUCGAGACAACUCAGCCUUUUUGAGUUGAAAUGUGUUUUAAUAUGGGUGAUCAUUUUAAAAGGCUUGUGUUCUUGUCUCAUAGAGGACCAUACUGUCCCCUAAUGCAUAGAGAAUAUAGGUGAACAACAUGGUUAAAGCAUACAUCAGUAGCCAUCGCAUCCCUGGUCAAACAAAUGGGAUGUCCAUCUGACAGUACAAAAUAAACAUGAACACUUCUUAAUGGUGUCAACCAUUAAGUAAUGAUGUGUCAAUUUAAUAAAGGAUUUGUUUUUAAAUAAACUAAGAUUAUAAAGAAAAACUGUCACCCAAAAUGAAUAUCUAAUAACCCCUUCCCUUCUAGUAAUGGUACAAUUCACAAAUAGACACCUUUAACACUGGGCAGCACUCACACGGAGAAACCUUUACACUAUGCGCUUGGCACAAAAGAUCAAUGUAAAAUGUGAUGUUUAUGGAACUAUGUUAAAUCAUGUUCACCGAAUGCAUUUCUUCAAAUAACCUAAUUGUAAUUUUGUUGUUAUUCUUGUUUUCCUUUUGUAUU
Messenger RNA from Triplophysa dalaica, 1737 nucleotides. It is a transcript of the gene gjb9b, whose product is annotated as gap junction protein beta 9b. Lineage: Eukaryota; Metazoa; Chordata; Actinopteri; Cypriniformes; Nemacheilidae. The record is from RefSeq and is a predicted model, not a curated record. Gene Ontology annotation, cellular component: connexin complex. The transcript has 2 exons. Bases 109 to 888 code for a protein of 259 amino acids. Gene Ontology annotation, biological process: cell communication.